CGUCUGAACGAUAUGAUAAAGACGACGAAGCACCCUCUGAUGGGAACCAGUUUCCUGCUAUUGCUGCUCAAGACCUUCAGUUUGUUUUAAAGGCUGGAUACCUUGAAAAACGCAGAAAAGACCACAGUUUUCUUGGCUUUGAAUGGCAGAAGCGUUGGUGUGCUCUCAGUAGUACAGUCUUCUAUUAUUAUGGAAGUGAUAAAGACAAACAACAGAAAGGUGAAUUUGGUCUAGAUGGAUAUGCCGUCAGAAUGAAUAAUACCCUUCGGAAGGAUGGAAAGAAAGAUUGCUGUUUUGAAAUCUCGGCUCCCGAUAAACGCAUUUAUCAGUUUACAGCAGCUACUCCCAAAGAAGCAGAGGAAUGGGUACAGGAAAUCAAAUUUGUACUACAAGACUUGGGUUCUAGUGUCAUUCCUGAGGAGGAAGAAUAUGAUGACAUUGAACAAGUUUCUCCUCCAGUCACCACUGCACCAAUAGAUGAUGACAUUUAUGAAGAACUUCCAGAGGAAGAAGAAGAGAGUGCUCCUCCAAAGACUGCCGAGCCAAAGAAGCUGAGCCCAGUAACCACUAGCAAUGUUUUGGGGGAUAAAAAUACCGAUUAUACUAAUUUCUACCAAGGUUUAUGGGACUGCACAGGAGACGUUCCUGAUGAGUUGUCAUUUAAACGUGGUGAUGUUAUCUACAUUCUCAGCAAGGAGUACCAUAGAUUUGGCUGGUGGGUAGGAGAAAUGAAGGGAUCCAUUGGCCUGGUGCCUAGAGACUACAUAAUAGAGAUGUAUGAGAUUUGAGAGGCCUGGGAGAAGUCUGCAAUUACAAUCAAGAGUGAUGUACAACUGCACCUUCCAGACCAGGUUUCCAAAAUGGAAAGAUUCAACUGUGUGUACUUGUUGUUGUUUGAUGGAUUUAGUAAUACCACCACAUCAAAUACAUUAAACAUUUUUACAUUUUUCUUCAUCUCUAUGCUACUUUAUCAUUUGUCUUUUUGGAAACGUACUCUGUUCAAUCCUUUGUUGUAUAACUACAAUACUGUGACACGCAAUAGAAAGUGUUGAUGGACAAGCAGCAAAACUGUACCUAUUGCUGUUUUGCUUAAAUAUUAAGUGCACUUUAUGGUCAUAGAUAUGCUUUGUUUAAAUGGAAUCAGGUAAUCUUUUCCUAUUUAAUUCUUAGAAAUUUAGUAGCACUUUGACAGUAGCAAAUUAUUAUUUUCCUCAUAUUUUUUUACAUUUCUGCAUCAUUUAUUUUUUUCAUGUCAGUUUAUUUUUAUGCAGAAUAAUGCUUUAUACACACAGAAUAAUAUAUAAACCAGAAUCUCAACUUAUGUAAAUCAGCUCCAUUAAAAUAAUUUAAACUACUCUGUUUUAUACCAUUCUAUUUUUAUUGGCAGAUUUACAUUGUGAGAAAUAUGGACAUCAGAAUAAAAAUGAUAUAGUCUGGGUUCACAACACCUGUUGUAUAAAAAGAAAACAUUUGUGGGUGAUUCCUUGUCAGCAAAAGAGUCUACAUACCUGUUGUGUUAUUGUUGAAGUAUGGAUGCUGUCAUUAGGCCAAUCCUGUAAACCUUACUUAUGUAAAUGAUCCUUGUUUGCCUCUGAACACUAUAAGACAUUUUGUGAAUGCAGGUUAUCUACAGUCUUGACCAUAUAAAAUCUGAAAUCUGGAGUUACUCACUUAAACCACACACGCGUAGAAAACAUUUCAUCUAAGUACACAAAAGCAGAACAAUUCAGAGUUAAUACUUAAAAUCUCCUAAUUGUACUUACAUACUAAAAUACACAGUACCUAAGAUCACCUACUAGAGUCUCUAACACAGCUGGAAACAAGUAGAGGUUAGCCCUAUGAUUUUUAAGAUUUUCAAGCUGCCAAAACAGCAGGUCAGGCCAGUCUGUGAGUUGCUGAGUUUAUGCAGUUCUUAGUAAGUUGCUUGUGCUAUUAAUGCUUCAGGCUAGCCCUGAAAACAGAAUGGGUUAAAAAGUAGUUUUUUGUCUGUGUGUGGUUUAGACCACUAAUGUUUCUUUCUUUUACUUUUUGUUACUCAAGACUACUAGUAGGAGUAAAAUAAGGGGAGGGUUUUUUAUAAACUUUUUGUUAAAUAAAACCAGGUUGGUAUGUAAUAUAAUCUGGGAAGAAUUAAAAUUAUAGAUUAUAACUUUAAAUCUUUAUUUUAUCAAGUGUACUUCUGGAAAAAAAUAUAUAAUGUGUUUGUGUGUGAAUUGUCAAUAUCAGGAGAACUUUUUCCUCAUUAAAAUGACUGCACGAUAAAUCCACGUUAAUCUGUAUUAAUUACACAAAUCAGAAAGUCACCACAAUUACUUUCUUUUUGUACCAGCUCUUUUGUCAAAUAUAUUAUGCACACAUCAGUUGCCUGUAAAAUAAAAAAGGAAAAAAUCUGUUAAGCUAAAUUUGAUUUUUAAAAAGAUACUUUAUAUGCCAAAAUUAAAGCCAUAGAAAAUUUCUACAGCUGAGUUAAACCCUUGAAAUGAGUGUCUCAUGUUGACAAAUCAUAAACUACAGUAGUACCAGUAGGCACACAAUUAUAUUUAUAUUGUAAUAUAAAAAGAGAAGAUUUUGCAAUGGUUUGUCAGUAGAUGGCAGCAGAUUUUCGUAGCAUGUUGAACUGGUUUGAAACCCUUCCCCCGACCAAUGUCUCAUGUACAGGCACAUGAUUUGCAACUUAAAACAUUUGGAGGGCUCCUUUUCUCUUUGCUUGUUAAUCCAGGAGAGGGAGUCCUUAGCUAACUGAUGAAUAAAAAGCUUUUUGAGCUGUUUUUCCUGGUGAUGGUGACACAAGUAGAAAUAAAGCCUCUUUUGUCCAUCAUUCCUAGAUCCCUUUGGGUUCUUUUCCUCACUAAGUUUCAUGGAAGAGUUUAGCUAGCAAACUGCAUAAACAUUCGAAAACUAGGAUAUUCUAAAACAGAGACCCAUAACUCUGACCGAAAGCCCUGACCUGAAAUUUCUCAGAAUAAACUAACAAUGCAAAAUAGGGGAAAGUGUUUACUUUAAAUCGUUGCAAAUGCCAUAACCUUUUUUGGAUGUGAAGAUUCCCAUUAUUACAACUGAAACAAAAUAGAAAAUGUGCUUAAUUGCUUUGUUAUUUGCUUGGGUUUCAUUUGCCUUUCUAUGAGCAGUAAGACAGCUAAUUUUUUUCCAAAGGUGAUUGUAAGUCAUAUUUUAUACAGCAUUUUUAGUUGAUUAUUUGCUCUGUACUGAAUUUGUACUAUAUUGUCAUUAGAUCUUACAAUAAUGUUCCACUCUGCAAAUUUUUAAGGUUCAAAUAAAGUUUAAUUGUUUGCAAACUG
Molecule: messenger RNA, 3299 nt
Organism: Pelodiscus sinensis (Chinese soft-shelled turtle)
Lineage: Eukaryota; Metazoa; Chordata; Testudines; Trionychidae
Source: RefSeq, a predicted model, not a curated record